GUCACGGGCGAGCGCGGUCGCCGCCGACCCGGGCCUGGGAAGGCUCCGCUUCCUGCAGUGGUCGCCCGUGCUGACCCCACUCUCUGCGCCCCUCCCGGGGCCGCCCUGCCCGGUGGAUUUCGGAAGACCAUGAAACGGUGGGGCACGCCCCUUUAGAAGCUGUUGUUCAAGACAAUCUAGUUUUGUUUCCUAAAUCUCCUAAGUCACUUAUGAAGUUUCUUGUUCAAAGAUUGCCGCAUUGCAAUGAAGAAAAGGAGAAAGGUUACUUCAAAUCUUGACGAGAAGAUCCAUCUAGGCUAUCAUAAAGAUUCUUCAGAAGAAAAUGCUACUGUGGAGUGUGGCCAAGUGACCUAUACCCAGUCUACAGAAAGACCAACUCCUGAAGCUCUUCAGUGUUGCCAAGAACUUCCUCCCUCUCCAGAUCAGAGAAAGCUUUUGAGUUCUUUGCAGUACAAUAAGAAUUUGCUGAAGUAUUUGAACGAUGAUAGGCAGAAGCAACCAUCUUUCUGUGAUUUACUUAUCAUAGUAGAAGGGAAAGAAUUCAGUGCGCAUAAAGUAGUAGUUGCUGUUGGAAGUAGUUACUUUCAUGCGUGUUUGAGCAAAAAUCCAAGCACUGAUGUUGUCACCCUGGAUCACGUAACGCAUUCAGUUUUUCAGCAUUUGCUUGAGUUUCUCUACACAUCAGAGUUUUUUGUGUACAAAUACGAAAUACCUCUUGUUCUAGAGGCCGCAAAAUUUUUGGACAUUAUAGAUGCAGUAAAGCUGUUGAAUAAUGAAAAUGUUGCAACCUUUCAAGCAGAACUCACUGAAAAGUCUUCACCAGAAGAAAGUUUAAAUGAGUUAACUGGAAGACUAUCCAAUAAUCACCAGUGCAAAUUUUGUAGUAGGCAUUUCUGCUACAAAAAGUCCUUAGAGAAUCAUUUAGCUAAAACUCACAGGUCUCUGUUACUGGGGAAAAAACAUGGGUUAAAAAUGCUGGAGCGAAGUUUUUCUACCCGGAGGUCGAAGAGGAAUCGGAAGUGUCCUGUUAAGUUUGAGGACACCAGCGAGGACGAACAGGAAAGUGGGGAUGGGUCAGACAAUUUGCAUCAAGAAAGUUUUGAUAAGGAGAGGUCAGAUAGAAAUGAUUCUGAGGACCCUGGAAGUGAAUAUAAUGCAGAAGAUGAAGAGCUGGAGGAGGAAGUGUCAGACGAAGACUCUGACACUGAGCAGAGUGACAAAGACAAUGAUGCAGAAGAGGAACCUGAGGGUGGCGACUCUGCAGGAAGCAUCCACGAAGGGUUAGCUCCUGUCAUCAUUCAGAACAGCAAUAAGAAAAUCCUGCAGUGUCCCAAAUGUGAUAAGACAUUUGACAGGAUAGGGAAAUAUGAGAGCCACACCCGUGUGCACACAGGUGAGAAGCCUUUUGAGUGUGAUAUUUGUCACCAGCGUUACUCGACAAAGUCUAACUUAACUGUCCACAGAAAGAAGCACAGUAACGAGGUAGAGUUUCAUAAGAAGGAGCACAAGUGCCCUUACUGUAACAAGCUGCACGCGAGCAAGAAGACGCUAGGCAAGCACGUCAAGAGAUUUCAUCCUGAAAAUGCACAAGAAUUUAUUUCCAUCAAGAAGACUAAGAGUGAAAGUUGGAAAUGUGAUAUUUGUAAGAAAUCUUUUACUCGAAGACCACACUUGGAGGAACACAUGAUUCUGCAUUCACAAGAUAAGCCUUUCAAAUGUACCUAUUGCGAAGAACAUUUCAAGUCCCGGUUUGCACGGUUAAAGCAUCAAGAGAAGUUCCAUCUAGGACCCUUUCCAUGUGAUAUAUGUGGUCGUCAAUUCAAUGACACUGGAAAUUUAAAACGCCAUAUAGAAUGUACUCAUGGUGGAAAGAGAAAAUGGACUUGCUUUAUUUGUGGGAAGUCAGUACGAGAAAGAACUACUUUGAAAGAACAUUUGAGAAUACAUAGUGGAGAAAAACCUCAUCUUUGUAGUAUCUGUGGGCAAAGUUUUCGUCAUGGAAGCUCAUACAGGCUUCACUUACGAGUGCAUCAUGAUGAUAAAAGAUAUGAGUGUGAUGAAUGUGGGAAAACAUUUAUUCGCCAUGAUCACCUUACAAAGCACAAAAAAAUACAUUCAGGCGAGAAGGCUCAUCAGUGUGAAGAGUGUGGAAAGUGCUUCGGUCGCAGGGAUCACCUCACUGUUCAUUACAAAAGUGUGCAUCUGGGAGAGAAGGUGUGGCAGAAAUAUAAAGCAACGUUUCAUCAGUGUGAUGUUUGUAAGAAGAUUUUUAAAGGAAAAUCAAGUCUGGAAAUGCAUUUUCGGACACAUUCAGGUGAAAAACCAUACAAGUGUCAAAUUUGCAAUCAGUCAUUUAGGAUUAAGAAAACUUUAACAAAACACCUGGUUAUUCACUCUGAUGCCCGGCCUUUCAAUUGUCAACACUGCAAUGCCACAUUUAAGCGGAAAGAUAAGCUGAAGUAUCACAUUGACCAUGUUCAUGGGAUAAAAUCUCCUGAUGAUUCUCUCAGUACUUCUGAGGAAAAACUCAUGUCUUUGCCAAUAGAGUACUCAUCUGACGAUAAGAUCUUUCAAGCAGAAACAAAACAGUAUCUGGACCAGCCCAAAGUUUAUCAGUCGGAAGCCAAGACUAUGCUACAGAACGUGUCUGCAGAAGUAUGUGUUCCAGUAACAUUGGUCCCAGUUCAAAUGCCUGACACAUCCAGCGAUCUGGGGCCUCACACCACCACACUUCCCACGUCGUCCCAUGAGAUGCUGUCUCCACAGCCACAGCCAACUGAUUAUCCUCGCGCAGCAGACUUAGCAUUUCUGGAAAAAUAUACUCUUACUCCUCAGCCUGCAAAUAUAGUUCACCCUGUCCGACCUGAACAGAUGCUAGAUCCUAGAGAACCGUCUUAUCUUGGAACAUUACUGGGCCUCGAUAGCACAACUGCUGUUCAGAAUAUGUCCAGUAGUGAGCAUCGUUCAUGAGUAAACAUUCCAUAGAUGUUUGUAAGCCGACAGCCAGAGCAACUGGCUUUGGAAUUAGUAGGCUGCUAUUUUUUUCCCCAUUUUUUUUUUCUAAUUUCUCAAGUCUUCAGAAUCUUCAAAUCAAGAAAAGUUUAUUUCUAUUGACUGAAUACUUGGACACAUUUUGACAUAAUAUUUCAAGUAUGAUUUUUUUUUAAAAAGAUCAUCUAGUACUAAUUUUUAAAUUUUUAAAUUUCAGAUUAUUAGCUGCUGACAAUGGUGGAGAUAUUUUUUUAAAUCAUCAGUGGACUUUUUUCCUUUCCUUUUCUUUUCUCUUUUCUUUUCUUUUCUUUUUUGAGACAGGGUCUUAGUUUGUAGCCCAGGGUAGCCUCAAUUUGUGACAGACUUUCUGCCUUAGCUAACAAUUGCUAGGAUUACAGGUGUGAGCCCCAAGCCAAGGAUUUACUUUUAAUCACCUAUUUUCUCCAUUUCCCAUAUUGCUAUGAAGUUUUAAGAACCAUGUAGCCUAUAGGAAGGAAUGUAAACAUAUGUCAAUAAUGGCAAACAUUUAAUACUAAUUAAAUAUUUCAUUCAGAUUUUCAAAAUUGAGUUUAGAAAUUUAUUGAAAUUUCUUACAUAUUUUUGUAAGAAAAUGUUGAUACUUGGAGGUUGUCAGUAUAUUUGGGUUUUUCACAAGCCAAAAUCCAAGAGCUAACAAAUUCAAGAUUAGCAUGCUAAAUGAAAUUGUUAUUUUAAUCCAAAUAAUUGGACCUGUACUCAACUAUGAUAAGUAAUAAAUACAAACUUAGCUCUAGGCAUUAUGUUAUCUAAUUGAGUAUAUUGUAACGAUUAGAUGUCAGCUUUGCCUACAUAUAUCGUCAGUAUACAUGUGCAUUUGGUCUCUGGCACAUACUCCAUAUUCACAGCACGUGUCAGCACCUACUCAUGAAUAAAGAAGGGACAGGUAUAACCAAGUUGAUGGCAGUUCAAGUAAGUCUUGCAGUUAGCAUGUCAUCUACCGCAGUUGGAUGACUGAUACAGGGAAACAGAACCGAUAUAUUUUACAUAUAGUUAUCAGAAAAGGUGCCAAACCAGUCCUCUAAUUUGCCCUACCUUAACUCAGUGAUCUUCAGCAGAGUUCGCUACUGUUGGUGUGUAGAUCGACACUUAAGCCAGAUCUUUAUUUUUGCUUCUGUGUGAGAUUUGUCUCUAUUCUUCAUUGUUUUUGGAUGAGGCAAUGGUUGAAGUCUUGGUGAAAGGAAAUAGGAAUUAUAGCAGCACUUCACAGAUUAAGUGAAGAAAAAAUCUGCCAGAAUUGUGAAAUACCUUUAGAGAUGUGCACUUUGCAUUUUUUUUUCAAGUUAAUUUCAUCUUAAUGUAGGAUGAGGUUUACUUUGUGGAGUUGCUGAUGCUUAGACCAGGCAGGCUUGACUCACUGUUGACAUGCAGUUUGUAUGGAAACUACUGGAAAAAUGGCAGUUUAAAAAAUUUUUUUCUAUUUCAAUUUGUUUACACUCCUAAUUGCGUUUAGCACUUUUGUGUGUGUGUGUGUGUGUGUGUGUGUGUGUGUGUGUAAACUGUAACGUCUUGCCUGGCCCUUGUGGGUUUUGAAAACAUAUCACAAAUAAAAUAAUGAACUUUUAGUGAAUAAAAUGCAAUCCAUAAGGAGGAAACUGUUUAAGCACUUAAGGAAUGAAGGUACUUUAUAGGGACAGUUGCCAUAUUGAUGUUCCAAGAGCACGUUGCAAAUUGAGGCAUCAACCAAAGUAGAUAAUAUAAAUAGUAAAGAUAACCUGAGCUUUGCCUCACUUAUCAAAGUUUGGUUGUUGUAAUUGUCUUUGGACUAGUGAACUUAAUUUUGUAUUAUUUCUUAUUGCUAAAGCAUUCUUACUUAGUGUGGAAGUGUUCUGUGGACACUAAUGAUGGAGCUAGUGUCUGAGCACUAUGAGUCCUAGACUUUUAAAUCAUUGUCAAGAGUACAGAUUUGUGAUUUUUAUCUGAAAGGCAGAUAAGAUUUUUAAUUAAAUAUCUUACUAAAAUGAAAACAUCACACCUAGAAAUGUACUUUGCUCUAGAGAUAAGCUAAUGUAGAAAAAUUUGGGUUUAUCAAAAAAGGCAAAUGGUAUAUAUGUAUUUAUGUGCAUGAUAAAUUGUAUAUUUUGACAGAAACGGAGGGUACAACAUUUUCACAGUGGAACUAUUCCCUUGGGUUUUGAAGGUGUUUAAGGUUCUUUCAGUAAUGAUACUCUAACACUUUAAAUAUAUGACUUAAUUUUAGGAAUUGGUUUACAUAGGACUUUUUAAGAAUAUAGCUCUUAUGUAGAGUGACAUACAAUUGUAUAAUUGUAUUUAGCUAUUAUUGUAGACAAGCUGGAAUAGUGUCUGUUAUCAAAAACAUCUUCACGUUAUCUCAUUUGAACCUCGUAAGCAGUUUUGAAGUAAAAAGGAAAUGAUGUAUUUCCAUUUUAAAGAGAGAGGACUCAUUUUGACUCUACUCAUGGCAGAACUGCUCUUAAUGGAAGGAGGAGACACCAAGCAUUAACAAAUACCUACUGUGUGCAAGUCCUUCCUUCUCUUGUUCCUAACGCAGUCUGGAGGUAGACAGUUAUAGUAUUUAGGAAGAAAUAAGUAAACCCUCAAUAAUGAAAAAAUUACCUGUUCCCUCUAGUUUCCAAAAACAUAAGAACAUGGAUUUGAGUAAACUGAAUGUAUAUUAGUAUUUUAAGUUGGCACAAAAAUUAAGAAAUGGGCCCCACUCUUAGUUGACCUUUUUAUGACUUUAAGAUCAUUGUUUUGUAACUAUGAUUAAUGUUUUGAAUCUUGCAAGUAGGUUUAGCCUCAUUGUGAAUAUUUUAUUUUGUGAGUAUAAUUUAUUGUUUUAAAUUAAUUUUGAUAGAUACAUUAGCACUUAAUCUGUAAAUUGAAUAAGUUAUUGAGUGCAGAAAUUUAUUAACUUACUGACUCUGACUUAAUGCACCAAAGAUUUUGAGUAGGUAUUGAGUAGUUUAAAAGAAUUUAAAUUCGUUGUUGUUUGACUAUAUAUAUUUGUCCAAAGAAGCACAGCUGAAGUCCUUGGAUACUGAAUUUUAAAAAUUGUUAGUUUGAAUACUGAGAUAAAGUAUUAAAUGUUUGUGUUUAUAUGUAUAAAAUAAGUAGAGGAAAAUACUCUGGGAACAUUCAUACUGACCAACCAGUUACAAGUGAGAAUACUCAUUUCUCUCAGUUUAGUUGAAUGCAGUUUUUUAAUAAACACUAUUCAAUAAUCUUAUAUUUUACACUACAUUAUAAAAAUAAUUUCUGCCUUAGAGGGGUUUUUUUGUUGUUUUUAGAUCAAGUCGAGGUUAUUUUUAUAAGAAAUCUCUUUGGUUUUGACAGCCUAAAAUACCACUUAACCAUAGGGGUUGUUCCUCAUGCCAGCAAGGUCCCUUCAAGCUACUAUAAAAGGAGUAAAGUUUGCAGACUUUUAAUUUAGAACUUUACUGCUGGGCAAAAGAGGAAUAAAUUUACCAUUUUAAACUGGUGCUUUAAUAAACUGACUGCCUUUUAAGUGAUGGUAGCAUAAAGGAAGUACACUGCUUUCUUUCAACCCUAAAAAGUGUCAAAAACCUUUAUGGAGUGACUAUAAAUAUUAAGGGCUAAUCAGUUCCACCCAUUGCUUUUCACUCAAUCACAAGUUACCUAAACACAACUAACCUGGUAUGUUUAUGAGCUUGAAUGUUCUUCCUACAAUAUCACUCUAAUUUAUUAUUUAUGGAGAGGUUUUUGAACAUUAGUUAAGAGUGUCCUUUUAGACCAUCUUUAUUGAAUUGAAUACUUUGUACUUUUUCAGAGAUGUGUAGUUGUGUAGCAUUUUUUCUCUGUUGCCUAGAUUGUACUGGUAAAUAAAUGACUUGUUCAUUUUGCUUUA
This is a messenger RNA of Apodemus sylvaticus (European woodmouse), 6856 nucleotides long. It is a transcript of the gene Zbtb41, whose product is annotated as zinc finger and BTB domain containing 41. The transcript has 11 exons. Gene Ontology annotation, biological process: regulation of transcription by RNA polymerase II. Gene Ontology annotation, cellular component: nucleus. Bases 244 to 2970 code for a protein of 908 amino acids. Gene Ontology annotation, molecular function: RNA polymerase II transcription regulatory region sequence-specific DNA binding; DNA-binding transcription factor activity, RNA polymerase II-specific; protein binding. NCBI's taxonomy places the organism in Eukaryota, Metazoa, Chordata, Mammalia, Rodentia, Muridae. The record is from RefSeq and is a predicted model, not a curated record.